Eucalyptus grandis is the source of this 835-nucleotide messenger RNA. RefSeq names its product MDIS1-interacting receptor like kinase 2-like. The record is from RefSeq and is a predicted model, not a curated record. Gene Ontology annotation, biological process: protein phosphorylation. Gene Ontology annotation, molecular function: ATP binding; protein kinase activity. The transcript has 2 exons. Lineage: Eukaryota; Viridiplantae; Streptophyta; Magnoliopsida; Myrtales; Myrtaceae. Bases 11 to 835 code for a protein of 274 amino acids.
GCUCCAUCAAAUGACUAAUAGUGGGCAAACAUAUCAAAAGGAAUUUUUGAAUGAGAUUAGGGCAUUGACGGAAAUUCGACACCGCAAUAUUGUGAAACUUGUGGGCUUUUGUUCGCAUACACAACACUCAUUCUUGGUGUAUGAGUACUUUGAUAGAGGAAGCUUGUCUACAAUCUUGAGCAAUGAAAAAGAAGCUAAAGAGUUAGACUGGGACAAGAGGGUGAAUAUCGUAAAAGGCGUGGCUCAUGCUUUAUCUUAUAUGCACCAUGAUUGUAUCCCUCCAAUCGUUCAUCGAGAUAUUUCAAGUAACAACAUUCUGCUUGAUUCAGAGUAUGAGGGGCAUGUUUCUGACUUUGGCACGGCUAAGCUUCUUAAGCUGGACACAUCAAACUGGAGUGUAGUCGUUGGCACAUAUGGUUAUGUAGCUCCAGAGCUUGCUUACACAAUGAAGGUGACGGAGAAAUGCGAUGUGUAUAGCUUUGGAAUAUUGUCCAUCGAGGUGAUCAAAGGAAGACAUCCGGGUGAUAGCCUUUCAUCUCUAUUAGCUCUGGUCGACAUGGAGAUCUCAGUAGUUUUAAAGAAUAUGUUGGAUCCACGCCUGCCAACGCCCACGCCAGGCAUUGAGGAUGAACUUCUGACCAUCCUAAAGCUUGCAGCCGCUUGCGUAUCAGCUAAUCCCCAACUCAGGCCGUCGAUGGAAAUGAUUUCUCAUGUGCUAUCUGCGCGUUCAACCAUCUUCAAUGGAGUUAAAAAAUCACAGAAGCCCACUGAUGCUGUGAGAGAUGCAACAAAUUCCAGCCGUAAACUGGAUAAAUUUGUAGAAGAUGUCGUCUGA